AUCGGAUUGCUGGUUUCAUCUACCUAUGUGGAAAGUCUAAACGUGUCUUUGUUAUCCAUAUGGACCACGAAGUUUAUCCGUGCCCACGCCCAUAAGUUUAUUUUGUCGAAUUUGAAAGCUAUAGCUACCGCACUCUGUGCGAUUGCCUGGACCUGAGUUGACCUCAUUAACGGUGAAGAUUGAAUUAGGGCUGCUCCAAAUUGCAACCAAAGUUCACUGAACUUUGAAACUGUGUAGCUCUCACACGAAAUAAGAAGUUUAUGCUGCUGGAAAGCACGAGCAAGAGGGAGACAUCUUUCCCCAACAACCGGCAAGUAUAGGUCAAUGCCGGCAAGCUCAAGCUGUACCAUGUGAACCUACCGCAGUUUCGUGUUCGUGUGUUUAGUUUAAUUUGGCGCGUGUAGGUUGAGGAGUAACGUCUAAAACAACAUUUUCGUAAAUUGUAAAAAGACGAAUAGUUGAGUUUUUUUCAGUAGCGAGAUUAAACUCAGAACAGAAUUCAGCAGAAAGGUAGCGGAUGUCCCAAAAACGUUCCUUUCAUAAUUAAUCUAAAUAUUUUCAUUUCUUCAUGAAACAGAAGCCGAGCGAAGUAUAGAUAUGUACAACACAAGCCACCGAAUUGCACCAGCCAUUGCUCGCACCGUACAUACGUACCAGCAGCGGAGAGAUGAAAACAAUGGAAAGCAAAUCCAUUAACGGAACAACAACAUUGUAAGGUCUCGAGAACAGUGCUUUGCAGCGGACGGCAAUGAAGGAAGCAAUGACACAAGACAACGAUACGGUCCGGAACGAAAUGAUGCAAAUCAGGUGAAUCGAUAAAAACAUCUUCUGCGCCACUCGAACGUCCAAUUCGAACACGUCCAACUCGAGAGACGAGAAAUGGGAAAGCUGACUGUUCUCACGUGCUGCGUAUCCGCCGAGUACGAGUGCGAUACAACAGAGUACCUCAGCAAGGACUUCCUAAUACGUGUCAAAACGGGCGACCUGCUGGGGGCCGGCACCGACGCCAACGUGUUCAUCCAGCUGUCGGACGCCGUCGGACGCGUCUCUCUGCCGGUCAAACUGUCGCGCCGGCUCAGGAACGUCAACGAGCGCGGCAGCAGCUGCGUGGUGCGCGUGCGUGACCCGUUCCUGGGCCGCGUCACGCGUGUCAACGUGUGGCGGGACGCUGCCGGCCUGGCCGACGCCUGGCUGGUCGACUGCAUCGAGGUGGCCUCGCAGGGCCACGUGACCAGCGUGUUCCCCGUGCACCGGUGGCUGCGCGCCGAGCGCGUCUACUCGUUCCUCGAGUUCGACUCGUGCGUGCCGCAGGACGACGUGCACGCGGGGGUGCGCCGGCGCGAGCUGGAGGAGAAACGCCACCGCUACACCUACUGCCAGCGCUUCGUCGAAGGCCCCGCGCAGGUAAAAGAACUUCCCGAAGACGAAAUGUUUUCAUUUUCAUAUAAGUUCGACUUUCUGCGGGAGAAGGCGCGUCUGCUGUUGAAAACUAAGUCUAUCGGCUCUUCCAACGACAGCUGGAGCUCGUUCGCCGACCUGGCCAAGGGCUACGAGAACAGUCUUGGCGAGCCAAACGCGAUGCAGUACUGGAGCUCGGACCGCUGGUUCGGCCUGCAGAGGCUACAAGGUGUCAAUCCCGUCAUGAUCCAGUUAUGCACCAGCAUCCCCGACAAACUGGGCGUAGAUGACGCGAUGCUCCGGCCGUUCCUGGAGGGCCUGAGUCUGGAGCAGGCGCUGACGUCCAAGAAGCUGUUCAUCGUGGACCUGGAGCUGCUGGACGGCGUGGGGGCCGUGGAGGGCACAGAGCUGUGCUCUCCCAUCGCACUCUUCUACCUGAACAAGAAGGACGAGCUGAUGCCGGUGGCCAUUCAGCUUUUCCAGGAGAAAUCACCCGAUAACCUGGUGUUUUUGCCGAGCGACCCGCCCAACGUGUGGGUGCUGGCCAAGAUGUACUACAACAACGCCGAGGCGCAGCAGCACCAGUCGUGCACCCACCUGGGCUUCACGCACCUGCUGAUGGAGGGCGUGGUGAUCUGCACCCACCGGCACCUGUCGCCCUCACACCCGCUGUUCCGGCUGCUGGCGCCGCACUUCCUCUACCUGAUCGCCAUCAACAGUCGUGGCCUCGAGAAGCUCAUCUCGCCCGGCGGCUGGGUCGACAAGGGCAUGACCGUCGGCGUCAACGGCAUGUUCGAGCUGAUACGGAGAGGCAUCAAGCGCUGGCGUCUGGACACGAUGGGCGUGGUGCCGGCGCAGAUAGCCGGCCGCGGUGUGGCCGACCACUCCGUGCUGCCCUACUACCCGUACCGGGACGACGCCACCGCCCUGUACGCCGCCAUCGAGCGCUACGUGCGCUCCGUGAUCGACGACGUGUACUCGGAGCCCGAGCGGCUGGCCGGCGACUGGGAGCUGCAGCACUGGCGCAAGGAGCUCACCCUGCCGCGCGACCAGGGCGGCGUCGGCCUGCUCGGAGUGCCCGGCGACGACGAGAAAGGUUUCACCUCCAAGGACGAGCUGGUGACCACCUUCACCUCCAUCAUCUCCACGUGCAGUCUGGGCCACGCGUCCGCCAACUUCGCUCAGUACGAGGAGUACGGCUUCGUGCCCAACUACCCGGGCAUCCUGUACGGCCGGGCGCCGCGCAGCAAGGACACCGAGCCCAGUGAGCGCGACCUGCUCAGCUACCUGCCGAGCCGGGUCACCACGCGUGACAUCAUGGUCAUCACCAAGCUGCUGAGCUACCGCGGCACCCAGAGCCUGGGCGACUUCGAGGUGCGCUACAUGUACGACCCGGUAGGCUCGCGGGCGGCGGAGACGAUGCGGGCCGAGCUGCGCAAGCUCAGUGAUCAGAUCUCGGCCAGGAACGCGACGGCGGAGUUUCCGUACAGCUGGCUGGAUCCGGCCUUCGUGCCCAACUCCAUCAGCGUGUAGCCUGAGUGGAUGGACAGACCAGUGGGUGGACCGGCGGACUGGCCGGUUGGUGGACUGAUGGACUGACCAGUGGACUGAUUGGUGGGCGGGACAGUGAGUGGCCCGGUGGACCGGCGGAUCUGGGAACAUUAGCGGCGUUCGACCACCAGGCUAGAAGUGCCCUCGCCGGAGAAGGGAGGGUCGGUGGUGUUCCGAGGCGGACCGACUGAGACUUUGGAUUAUAAGAGACCGACCGACAACCGUCAGUGAUACAAAGGCUUCACAGUUCGAACUCACAGUCCCACGGCGAACUCCUCAAAGUUGACUGGACGUAUUGCGUGUGUUGAUCGCGUUAAGUACGAUGUAAGUCACUGAUACGCAGGGUAGGGUGCUUUACAACUCGCCAAAGCUGGCGGCACUGUCAAGCUUGGAAGCUGUUUCAUUAUUCCAUUUGUCAACGUGCAGAUUUGCUUUUAGAGUGUCAUCUCACUGGUACCUACCUGUGCGGCGUGGUUUAUGUUAGUUGUAGGUAAACAGAUUCUAUAAGAGCGGCACGGGACACUGUGAUGGUGUCAAGGCACCCAUGUCAUUAUCUGUAACUCGAGGCACCUGUAGGUUUGCGGGCAUAUCUCUCUUGAGUAGUCAUGGAGCUUUCAAUAAAUAUAUAUCGUCCUGUCUGGGGCUUA
This is a messenger RNA of Amphibalanus amphitrite, 3596 nucleotides long. Its product is annotated as polyunsaturated fatty acid 5-lipoxygenase-like. NCBI's taxonomy places the organism in Eukaryota, Metazoa, Arthropoda, Thecostraca, Balanomorpha, Balanidae. Gene Ontology annotation, biological process: lipid oxidation. The record is from RefSeq and is a predicted model, not a curated record. The coding region runs from base 880 to 2931 and encodes 683 amino acids. The transcript is spliced from 9 exons. Gene Ontology annotation, molecular function: metal ion binding; oxidoreductase activity, acting on single donors with incorporation of molecular oxygen, incorporation of two atoms of oxygen; protein binding.